Akanthomyces muscarius is the source of this 1587-nucleotide messenger RNA. RefSeq lists its product as uncharacterized. Gene Ontology annotation, molecular function: hydrolase activity. The transcript has 5 exons. Bases 1 to 1587 code for a protein of 528 amino acids. The record is from RefSeq and is a predicted model, not a curated record. Lineage: Eukaryota; Fungi; Ascomycota; Sordariomycetes; Hypocreales; Cordycipitaceae.
AUGCUGUUGGCCAAUCCAGCAGUCUCUCAAUCGCCGCUCUCGCGCCGGCGCUCGCUCUGCCCCAGCGCCUCACUCGGCCCUGAAAUCCAGCGCCACGCUGCCCUUUUUCAACUCUCAACAACCCCCCCAAUCCCUCCCAUCUGCACAGAUCGUCGCACAUACCCGGGCUCGUCAUUCUUUCAUCAACAAUUCUGCGCUUGUCGAAUCUCUGUUGCACACGCACGCGACUGCCCCCUCGCCAGCCCAGGCACCCUCAGCGUCGAGGCUGGUGACAGUCCUGACGAAAACGCCAUCCUCAUCGAGUCCCAACCACACAACAAAGGCGGCAAGGCCACCCAGGCCGUGCACGAUCAAAUACCAACAAUAAUUGAGCCGACUGCCGUUCAGCUCGAAUCCUCCAACAAUUAUGAGCACCUGGAAAAGGUCCCCAACGUCGUCGAGGCUGACAGGGUCGAUUACGUCAACCCUCUCGCCAACAGUUCGCGAUGGUACAUUUCCAUGAGAGCGCAUGCCAUUCGCUCUGCUGCCGGCUUUGCCUUUGGCCUCGCCAAUCGAACCGUGCCCGCUCCUCCGCUGCCCUCUAAAUCCAUUUGGCUCGACUCUACCCUGUCCGAGUUUCCCGGCAAGGACAAGAUCAAGGUUGACGUUUGGACCCCGCCGCGCCUUGCCCUCAAACCCCGUGCCGCCAUCAUCAACUUCCACGGAGGCGGCUGGAUUCUCGGCGCCGGUACUGACGAUGCCCGCUGGGCCUCUGCCGUCAUGACCUCCAUCGAUGCCGUCGUCUUCUCCGUCAACUACCGACUAGCCCCAGGUCAUCCCUUUCCCACGCCCAUCGAGGACUGCGUCGACUCCAUCCUGCAGAUUGCUGCUCGCGCGGAAGAGUUCGGCUUCGAUCCCAACCGCAUCAUUCUGUCCGGCUUUUCUGCCGGCGCAUCAAACGCGUUCAGCAGUUGGGUUGUGCUGCAGGAGCCUCAGCGAUGGGACUACAAGCUGCCCGAGCCUGUGCCCAACAUCGCCGGCCUCGCCCUCUUCUACCCUGUUCUCGACUGGACGUAUACACGCCCCGAGAAGCGCAGCACUUGUCAUCGCCCCGACUUGACACUGGGCCCUGGUUUGACGGAUCUGAUUGACGUCUCUUACGUCUAUCCUAUGAUUCCCAGAAAAGAAUGCGAUGACUGGCGCCUGUCCCCCGGCCUCAUCGACGAUGCCACCAUCGCCAAGCUGCCGCCCAUGCAUUUGUGCCUGUGCGAGUACGACAUGCUGCUUCAAGAAGGAUUGCGCUUUGCCAAGCGUGUUCGCUCAUGUCCGAACAAGACGCUGACGCUUCGCGUCGUCAGUCAGGAAAAGCAUGCAUGGGAUAAACCUCUACCCAUGGCUGCGGUUAAGGAAAGUGUGAAUGUCGAGUACACUGAGGCAACACUAGCCAUGGCUAAUUGGCUGGGUCAAUAUCACGACACUGACAAUGACUCGGUGCUCUCGUUGCCCACAAAGCGACUUCGUCUUCGCCCCUCGGCCUACUUUAAGCGCUCUCGGCGUUUGGGUAAUUUUGUAAACCAUACACGAAGCAGAAGCAUCUUAGCUUCCUGA